AUGAGCAGCGACAAUAAAGGCAAGACAAGUGGCCCAUCUCAUGUGCGACCUGUCAUAUCAUCUGGCGGCUUUGGCAGUCUGCAUGAAGAAGGGGCUGCCAUGGGGGAAGAUGGCAGCACGCCACAGAUAACCGACUGUGAUGAUUUUGUUGGUGCACUUGCAGUCUUUGAGCGUGAGGUCCGUGGGUUGGCAGAGAAGUUGGCCGACGAGCGCCAAUUGCGGGAUAAUGAGGCGUCGUCUGUGCUUCAGACUGCGCGUGACGCUUUGGUAUUAGAGAGGGAUGGGGAGCAGAGAAGCUUCAGUACAAUGGCCGAAUUGGGAGGACGGAUAGCAACGAGGGCAACCACACGUAGUCCUCUGUCUGCUGUCGCAAGGAAAAGUGUUCGUCCACCUUUUCCAGCCCCGUCGGUCAGGGCGCCUUCGGUGAAGAAGGGUGCUGGAGACAAGAAGACGGCGACAAAUCCGUUGCACGACGCGUCUUGCGUGCGGACUGUGGCGCUCGAUGUGUGGGCCACCCUUGGAUUUUUUUCGCUGCCCCCACUUGGGGCCGAUCAGCCGGUGGAAUGGGCGGGAGGCCACGCGUGGAGAUCGUUGGGCAGCGAAAUGUCAGACUUCUCAGCCCCACCAGUGGAGCGAAGUGACGGGGAGGAGGAGGACGAGGAGGAGGAGAGCAUCUUUGGCUUUGUCGAGGCCCUUGUAAGAUACUACCAGCGGGAAAUGGUAGCCAUGGGUGCUGUGUCGGGGAACGCAGAGGAGCCGCUGAGCGACGAAAUGCUUUGCAAUGGUCUCUGGCAAGUGGUCUUUAAUGCAUUGUUCUACUGCGUCACAGUUUCGAGUUCUGACCUCACACACACCUCGAGAGAUUUGGAGUGUCUUUCUGGUGGUGUGGAGGACCGCUACGACGAUGUGUACACAUCCUUCUCCUCAUCAUUAUCUCCAGGGAAAGAAGAGGGCAGAGGUGGGAAGACGGGGGAAGGAGAAAACACAGGCCGCAGAUGUCUCCCCACAAAACUUCAUUGGAGCACGCGAGCGGCAUCGAAAGGAAUGAACAGGAAUCGGCCUCAGGAACAACACGAACGAUCGGGCUGUGGUUCCCAAGGUCGUUUAGUCCAUGCUGCUCCAAGAGGCUCCCGCCGCCACGCCGAGUUGGACGAGGUGGUGGAAGAAGGAAUACACGCAUCGUUUUUAUCUUCAAGACGUGGUGAGUUGGUUGAUGGACGCCGACGCCGCUCGACUCCAUUUCGCGAGCGACUUGCGGUGCCUCCUACGAUCAAAUUGUGGUACUUUGUGGUUAGCACAUUUGCCCGACUAGGGUAUAGACGAGACGCAUUCUACGUGCAGACCCCUCUUCGUGGCUCUAUUCAUGAGUUGUUGCUAUCGCUUCUCUGGCUCACGAAGGAAUAUCGACUUGUGGCGGUGGCCGAAUAUGUGCAGCUCCAGAGUAUGUACGGGUUUUUGCUUCAACAGGGUCCCGUCAUUCAUGAAGGCAGCAGCCACCCCAAUGUGCAUCACUGUAAUCCAAACGAUGAUGGUUUCGACCCAGGGGUGGAGAAAGGGUAUGUUUCCUUUGCACAACCGCAAGACCCUGAGGGAGAAUCGCUGCUGCGUUGUUUCCCCGCGGCAGUUCCGUGGCCGCCCGCGUCGUUUGUAGAGAAGGAGCACAUUGCGCACCGUUUGGAGCAAAUACGGCAGAUUCUUCCCACCCUGUUGGAUGAAAAGGACGCGCCUGUGAUGCGCUUGCCUGAUCUCACGCGCCGUCUACUCUCCAUGCGGCAUCUUAUUUCGCUUUCUAUGAAUCGGCUCGAGUGUGCCCUGCAUCAGCGGACGGAACAAACCGUCUCUUUGGGAUUGCACUCCGUCCUUGAUGCUCAGCUGUGUCACCCUACGCACCAUGGCGUCUACCGUCAGUUGUGCGCUGGCUUGCAGCAUUUACUUGGAAUCGAAGCACGCGUGCGAGAAACCACACAACAGCUUUCCCGCUUAGGUUCCUUGGUGGCAAGAGCCGUGAGACUGGAGGAGACGUCCUCGCGGCAGCAGCGAAUUCAUGCGGCGGCUUUAAAGGCACUCGAGGAAGACGAGAUGACAUGGUGGCAACCACCACAAGACGGAGAAGGGGAGGGUGAUGCCUGUGCUCGGGGGAAUUUGAACGAGGUCUUCAUUCGUUUUCGUGCGACCGGGGUGCGAGAGCAUCUUACCGAUCUGUGGGCCUCGUUGCGUCGCCGGGCUCAAGUAGGAGGGGGAAGAAGGGGCGGCCUUAAUGGAACAAACGAACACAUCACAGAAAGCGCUGCGAUGCAGGCGCAACUGGAGGAGAAGGUGCGACAAAAUAUGGAGACCCGCUACGCGUUGCAUGCUGCACUGAAGGCGGAAUCGCUGAAGUGGCAACUCUCCAAUGCACAAAAGGAAAAGGACGUUGAUGAUGAGAGAGGCGGAGAUGACGAGAGCGAUGAAAACCGUUUUGGUUUAACAAAUGGUGAGGAAAGAGAAAAGAUUCUGCAUGCACCGCGGGGGUUGGAUAGCGGAAGUGGCGGCGCACAUUUGAAAAAGAAACAUAUGAAAGUGAGGACAUCGUUUGUAAGGUUUGAUCUUGUAACGAGCCAUAUUUCCCCGCACCGCCCGCAGGCCACCGCUGUGGGACAACCGGCAGAGAACGCGACAACUUCGGCCUGUUUGGAGAUUGAACGGCUGCAGGAGGCUUUGUAUGCGCUGGACCAGCAGGAGGAGUACCAGGAGAAGCGUGCGGAGGAGCAGCGGCUUCAGCAGGAUGCGGUGCAGCUUCUCCAUCAACAGGGGCUGCGCGUUGUGCAUCUGAGGCGGUAA
Molecule: messenger RNA, 2820 nt
Organism: Trypanosoma cruzi
Lineage: Eukaryota; Euglenozoa; Kinetoplastea; Trypanosomatida; Trypanosomatidae
Exons: 1
Coding region: 1-2820 (939 amino acids)
Source: RefSeq, a predicted model, not a curated record